Molecule: messenger RNA, 2659 nt
Organism: Psammomys obesus (fat sand rat)
Lineage: Eukaryota; Metazoa; Chordata; Mammalia; Rodentia; Muridae
Gene: Igf2bp3
Product: insulin like growth factor 2 mRNA binding protein 3
Exons: 15
Coding region: 1-1740 (579 amino acids)
Biological process (GO): regulation of gene expression; nervous system development
Cellular component (GO): nucleus; cytoplasm; cytosol
Molecular function (GO): mRNA 3'-UTR binding
Source: RefSeq, a predicted model, not a curated record
AUGAACAAACUGUACAUCGGGAACCUCAGCGACCACGCCGGCCCCGCGGACCUGGAAAGUGUCUUCAAGGACGCCAAGAUCCCGGUGGCCGGCCCCUUCCUGGUGAAGACGGGCUACGCGUUCGUGGACUGCCCGGACGAGGGCUGGGCCCUCAAGGCCAUCGAGGCGCUUUCAGGUAAAAUGGAACUGCACGGGAAACCGAUGGAAGUUGAGCACUCGGUCCCCAAACGGCAGAGGAUUCGGAAACUUCAGAUACGAAAUAUCCCACCCCACUUACAAUGGGAGGUCCUGGAUAGUUUACUAGUCCAGUAUGGAGUGGUGGAGAGCUGUGAGCAAGUGAACACAGACUCGGAAACUGCAGUCGUAAAUGUAACCUAUUCCAGUAAGGACCAAGCUAGACAAGCCUUAGACAAACUAAAUGGAUUCCAGUUGGAGAACUUCACCCUCAAGGUCGCCUACAUCCCGGACGAAGCUGCCGUCCAGCAAAAUCCCUCACCGCAGCUCCGAGGGCGCCGGGGCCCGGGGCAGCGGGGCUCAUCCAGGCAGGCAUCUCCAGGAUCACUGUCCAAGCAGAAACCCUGUGACCUGCCUCUGCGCCUGCUGGUUCCCACCCAGUUUGUUGGAGCCAUUAUAGGAAAAGAAGGUGCCACCAUUCGGAACAUCACCAAGCAGACCCAGUCUAAAAUUGAUGUCCAUCGUAAGGAGAAUACAGGGGCCGCCGAGAAGUCCAUUACUAUCCUCUCUACCCCUGAAGGCACUUCUGCAGCUUGUAAGUCUAUUCUGGAGAUUAUGCAUAAGGAAGCGCAAGAUAUAAAAUUCACGGAGGAGAUCCCCUUGAAGAUUUUAGCUCACAAUAACUUUGUAGGCCGUCUCAUUGGCAAAGAAGGAAGAAACCUCAAAAAAAUUGAGCAAGACACGGACACUAAAAUCACAAUAUCUCCGUUGCAGGAACUGACGCUGUACAAUCCGGAGCGCACCAUCACAGUUAAAGGCAAUGUUGAGACGUGUGCCAAGGCAGAGGAAGAAAUAAUGAAGAAAAUCAGGGAGUCUUAUGAAAAUGAUAUUGCUUCCAUGAAUCUUCAAGCACAUUUAAUCCCUGGAUUAAAUCUGAAUGCUCUGGGUCUCUUCCCACCUACUUCAGGGAUGCCACCUCCCACCUCGGGGCCCCCAUCAGCCAUGACUCCUCCCUACCCACAAUUUGAGCAAUCAGAAACGGAGACUGUGCACCUGUUUAUUCCCGCCCUGUCGGUCGGCGCCAUCAUCGGCAAGCAGGGCCAACACAUCAAACAGCUGUCUCGCUUUGCAGGAGCUUCCAUUAAGAUCGCUCCGGCCGAAGCACCAGAUGCUAAGGUGAGGAUGGUGAUUAUCACUGGACCACCAGAGGCUCAGUUCAAGGCUCAGGGAAGAAUUUAUGGGAAGAUUAAGGAAGAAAACUUCGUCAGUCCUAAGGAAGAGGUGAAACUUGAAGCUCACAUCAGAGUGCCGUCCUUUGCCGCUGGCAGAGUUAUUGGGAAAGGAGGCAAAACGGUGAAUGAACUCCAGAAUCUAUCAAGUGCUGAAGUUGUUGUCCCCCGUGACCAGACACCUGACGAGAAUGACCAAGUUGUUGUCAAAAUAACUGGCCACUUCUAUGCUUGCCAGGUUGCCCAGAGGAAAAUUCAGGAAAUUCUGACUCAGGUAAAGCAGCACCAACAGCAGAAAGCUCUGCAGAGUGGAGCACCUCAGUCACGGCGGAAGUAAAGGCUCAGGAGACAGCCACCACAGAGGCAGAUGCCAAACCAAAGACAGAUUUGCUUAACCAACAGACGGGUGCUGACCCAUCCAGAAUCACACGCACGAGUGUUUACCUAGCCGGUUGUUUCUGAGGAACAGGCAACUCGAACUCCUGUCUCUGUGAGAAUGUAUACUUUAUGCUCUCUGAAAUGUAUGACACCCAGCUUUAAAAAAAAGAAAGGAAAAAAAGUGGGGGUAGAGAAAGAGAAGGACUCUGCACUUCCCUUGUGAUAUCAAAGUAUAACAAAUAUUCUAAUUUUCCUUAACAUCCCUUCAUAAUGCCGGAAAUUGGCAUAAUGGUACAUUCACUAAAUUCAAAUAAAUUUAAAAAUAGAUCAUUCCUAAGUCCAAUUGUUGAAAUUGGAUCAAAGUAGAACUGCCACAGGAACAUAAUGCUAAGCCAUUAGAAUAGAAGAGCUGUUGUUUCUUGUUUCUCUAACACUAACGUGGAUAGCCUAAGGGAAGUGCCAACCGCUGUUGGCGGGGUAUUAAACGUGCAUUUUUACUCAACUACCUCAGGUAUUCAGUAAUACAGUUAAAAGCAAAAUUAUUCCUUUUUUGAAAAUUUUAUAUACUUUAUAAAGAAACUCCAACCGUUUUUUAAAAAAAAUAAAAUAAAAAUUAACAGUUGUCAGCUGAUAGGCAAGUAAUUGAGGAAGGAAUUUUACGUCUUGCUGGUGACCGUCAAGUUUGGAAAAUUAAUUUUGCAUUUUUUGAGCCUUUGACAGUAAAUGGAAAGUCCAAUAAAUGUUCAAAGAUGCGGAGCAGUGCCUAUUCUCGGAGAGCAGCGAUUACAUGCACUCUUUUGUCUACAGUGGGGAAGGCUGCUGGUGGUGCCAACAGAGCAGUGGUGGCAGGUUUGGAAUGGCUAGGAUAAAAAGGGGUC